Aspergillus bombycis is the source of this 1023-nucleotide messenger RNA. Its product is annotated as malate dehydrogenase. Bases 1 to 1023 code for a protein of 340 amino acids. Gene Ontology annotation, biological process: malate metabolic process; tricarboxylic acid cycle. Gene Ontology annotation, molecular function: L-malate dehydrogenase (NAD+) activity. The record is from RefSeq and is a predicted model, not a curated record. Gene Ontology annotation, cellular component: mitochondrion; cytoplasm. NCBI's taxonomy places the organism in Eukaryota, Fungi, Ascomycota, Eurotiomycetes, Eurotiales, Aspergillaceae. The transcript has 5 exons.
AUGUUCGCUGCUCGCCAGUCUUUCAACCUCCUCCAGAAGCGCGGCUUCUCCGCUUCUGCCAGCCAGGCUUCCAAGGUUACCGUUCUUGGUGCCGCUGGUGGCAUUGGCCAGCCUCUCUCCCUUCUUCUCAAGCUCAACCCCCGUGUUUCUGAACUUGCCCUCUACGACAUCCGCGGUGGCCCUGGUGUUGCCGCUGACCUGAGCCACAUCAACACCAACAGCACCGUCUCUGGCUUCGAAGCUACCCCAUCUGGCCUCCGCGAUGCUCUCAAGGGCUCUGAGAUCGUCCUCAUCCCUGCCGGUGUUCCUCGCAAGCCCGGCAUGACCCGUGACGACCUCUUCAACACCAACGCCUCCAUUGUGCGCGACCUUGCUAAGGCUGCUGCUGAGGCUUCCCCCGAGGCCAACAUCCUCGUCAUCUCCAACCCUGUUAACUCCACCGUCCCCAUUGUCUCCGAGGUCUUCAAGUCUAAGGGUGUCUACAACCCCAAGCGCCUCUUCGGUGUUACCACCCUUGACGUUGUCCGUGCCUCUCGCUUCAUCUCCCAGGUCCAGAAGACCGACCCCGCCAACGAGGCCGUCCCUGUCGUCGGUGGCCACUCCGGUGUGACAAUUGUCCCUCUUCUCUCCCAGUCCAACCACCCCAGCAUUGAGGGUGAGACCCGCGACCAGCUCGUCAACCGCAUCCAGUUCGGUGGUGAUGAGGUCGUUAAGGCCAAGGAUGGUGCUGGCUCUGCCACCCUCUCCAUGGCCAUGGCUGGUGCUCGCAUGGCUGAGUCCCUCCUCAAGGCCGCCCAGGGUGAGAAGGGUGUCAUUGAGCCCACUUUCGUCGACAGCCCUCUCUACAAGGACCAGGGUGUUGACUUCUUCGCCUCCAAGGUCGAGCUCGGCCCCAACGGUGUUGAGAAGAUCCUUCCCGUUGGCCAGGUCAACUCCUACGAGGAGAAGCUCCUCGCGGCCUGCCUUGGUGACCUCAAGAAGAACAUCCAGAAGGGUAUUGACUUCGUCAAGGCCAACCCUUAA